Messenger RNA from Cladocopium goreaui, 726 nucleotides. Lineage: Eukaryota; Dinophyceae; Suessiales; Symbiodiniaceae. The record is from the annotation of a GenBank genome assembly.
AUGCAGCAGCAUGAUAUGAAAUUGGUCCUGGGCAUGUCCUACCGGCCCUUGGAAGAAGGCGAAGGCGAUGCCGAGGUCACCUUAAAGAGUCCAGAGCUUGGCACCUAUCCCUACACGGUGAAUUGGCGCGCCAGCCCAGCCGGCUUCGAACGGGCCUUGGUCCUCAAAGCGCCGCUGGGAGGCUCCACAGUGGAGAGCUUCAAGUUCCUACACUAUGCCAAGGAAAUGGUGAAGUACAAAGCCAGAAUUGAGGCUGCCCCUGGAGCACCCAAGGGUGGCGUGGACUUCUUCCUCGAAGCCUCUGAGGUGAGUGCCACGGGCUGUGUCAAUGAACCAGUGCCGACGGAGCUCGGGGUGAAGUUCCAGCCGUCCAUGCUGGGCGAAUGCCGUGCGCUGCUGGUGAUCUCGGGACCUGGCGGUGGUGAGUACAAAGCUUUGCUCACAGGUUUCGCACAGCCGCCACAGCCACAGGGUCCGAUCACCAUGAUCAGCGGAAAGCAGGGCUUGGUGGAAUUCCGCAACCCCUUCGAUAAACCCACGGAUUUCUCCCUCCAGGUGGACAAUCCCUGCUUCAUGGUCCCCAUGAGAACGCAGAGGAUCGACCCCCAGAAGUCGGUUCAGAUCAACGUGAACUUCAAAUCCGACAGGUCGCAGGGUGGACGGCUCAUCAUCUCCUGUGACAAGGUGUCAACGCCUUGGAUCUUCUUUCUGAAAGGAGAAGUCUGA